UGUAGACGUUUCAAGGGCGUGGAUUGCCAACUGUAAAAGAUGGGCUUUUAUAUUAUCCUGUGGCUGGGGGCUUGGUUGUUGCCUCUUGGAGUAGCUACGUUCUAGGACAUACCUGUUACGCCAACGUUGGCCGUCCAUGCCAGUGCGAUUUCGUGUCCGAGCGCAGGAGACUCAACAUUUCGUACUUCGAACAGUCAGUUAUCAACUGGGAGGCUGCUAUAGUUUUGGUUUCCGUCCCAAUGUCCUUAGCCAGCUAUAGCUAACCCUUGCUACUCUACUAACUGUCAGUCCCAGGAUAAUAAUGUGUGUUCCUUCCUUAUGUCUGCAAGAUCAGCUACUUUAUUGCAGUCUUCCUGAGCUGACUUUUUUUGCAGGCUGAUUGUCACAGCUGGCGAUCUACAUUUCACAUACAGUCCUUGCCAUGACUUCCAGUGCAAUUCCAAAGGAACUGAUGUGCGGAUAUGUCUCUAUGAAACCACCACCAAAGAGUACCUUGGAAUUGGAAGGAUAACCAACUACCACCACAACAAUCCAUGGACACUUAACUCUCUGUCUCCCUUGAUCUUCACCAUCCAGUACAAUGGUGGAGACGAGAUAAAAACAUCAAGUGGCAUAUACAAACUGACGGUCUUUUUACACAGAGUGUAUUCUCGUUUCCUGCAGGAAUUUGAACUCGAAACCUCUGACAUCAUGGUAGAAGAUCUUCCAGGUGCUCCUUCCAGUCAGUCUUGGAUAGCGGGAGCUGUCCUUGGAUCCUGGGUGUUCCUGGUGUUAGUGUUGGCAGCAGUAAUCGUAACCAUCAUCUGGGUCAAUAUCAAACUUUACAAAAGAAGAGAGAAUUAUGAGCAAUUGGCAAACAAUAAUGCUGUUAACAAUGUAACAUAGCUAUGUAUCAUCAAGCAACCUGAUGUACCAAAUAGGUUCAUGAUUCAUUACUUUUUAUUGUGGAUGUGUGUUUUCCUAUCUAUAUAAUUAUUGUUUACACAAUGUUUUUCACAUCUAAUUAACUGUAUCCUGCGUAGUUUUAUGUAGCUGGUCUGCA
Molecule: messenger RNA, 1042 nt
Organism: Geodia barretti
Lineage: Eukaryota; Metazoa; Porifera; Demospongiae; Tetractinellida; Geodiidae
Source: the annotation of a GenBank genome assembly